This is a messenger RNA of Capsella rubella, 477 nucleotides long. Its product is annotated as EPIDERMAL PATTERNING FACTOR-like protein 7. The record is from RefSeq and is a predicted model, not a curated record. The transcript has 2 exons. Bases 40 to 288 code for a protein of 82 amino acids. NCBI's taxonomy places the organism in Eukaryota, Viridiplantae, Streptophyta, Magnoliopsida, Brassicales, Brassicaceae.
UUUCUACAUACUAGAACUACUUCCUUCAAAUUUUUCAGAAUGAAGUCGGUUUCUUUAUUCGCGAUUGUUUUUCUCCAUCUCUUUGUUAGUAGUAAUAGUUUCCAACUGGAUCUCUUCAACUAUGUGGCGAGUGGAUCAAGCAUACCUGAUUGUUCGAAUGCGUGUGGUCCAUGUAAACCAUGCAAGCUCGUUGUGAUCAUUUCCAAGUGCUCAGCCUCUGAGGCUUGCCCUCUCGUCUACAAAUGCUUGUGCAAAGGCAAAUACUAUCACGUGCCUUCCCUCACCUAACGUGACCACUUUUUUCCCUUUUACGUUUUCAAUGAUCUACUGUGUUGCUUUUCCAAGUUUAUUGACUCCACCUUAGCGUGUGGUUGAUUUGUAAUACCAAAAUUGAAUAAACUGCCAGGAAAAUAUUAUAUUAUUGGUUUGCAAAGCACUCUAAACCCAAUACAAAACUUUGAACAGGAGGUAAAAAAA